CUUGGCUGGCGCGUGCGCAGUGGCUGUGCUAGGCCCCCUGGAAGCGGAAGGCAUAGGAAGUGCGCGCGGGCCGGGGGCGGCGGUGGUGUGGUUCCGUGCCGGCAGCGCUCACCUCCGCCAUUUUUCCCUACCCCCCAGGUGGUGCACGCAGGGACCGCGGCUAUGUCGAGCCUGGUGGCGGCCACGUGCGACGGGCAGGGCUCGCAGCCCGCCGCGGGCGGUGGCGGCGGGUUGGGGGGGGGGGGGGGGGGGGGCAGCAUGCGAAGGGGGGCUCCCCACUCGCCUAACUACCAAGGGUGCCUUGACGCUGGAAAGGUUGAGAACCACCAGUAUAACAUCAUUGAAAAAGGGGAGGAGAAUUGUGGGCCUCUUAUUGAGGCCCAUAAGGAAUGCAUGAGAGCGCUGGGAUUUAAAGUAUAAGCAAGAUGAAUAAUGGAACUCUGCGUGUGGUGACUUGCUGCGAGGUGACUGAUUUUUUCCA
Molecule: messenger RNA, 481 nt
Organism: Alligator sinensis (Chinese alligator)
Lineage: Eukaryota; Metazoa; Chordata; Crocodylia; Alligatoridae
Product: forkhead box protein C1
Exons: 4
Coding region: 163-420 (85 amino acids)
Cellular component (GO): mitochondrial intermembrane space
Molecular function (GO): copper chaperone activity; copper ion binding
Source: RefSeq, a predicted model, not a curated record